This is a messenger RNA of Bursaphelenchus xylophilus (pine wood nematode), 767 nucleotides long. Lineage: Eukaryota; Metazoa; Nematoda; Chromadorea; Rhabditida; Aphelenchoididae. The record is from the annotation of a GenBank genome assembly.
AUGAGGAUUCGCUUUUCAUGGCUCCUUGUCGCUGUGAUUGCAAUGUUAGGUAAGCCUAUUUCUUUUGUAGAGUGUGAUUUCCACAAAAACUUGCAUGUUUCCGCACGAAACAAUGGCCAAAAGUGUUUUUUUUUUUGAUACCGUUUCGCCUACUCUCUCAACCACAGAAUCGGUGAAUAUCGGUCUGUCGGGCAAAUAAUGUGGAUCUGUCAUAGAAAAAUAUCUUGCUUCCUCGCGAUCGCGCACCAAACCUCCAGCCGCGGCAACGCCGUCGCAAAACCGAUGAUGGACGAUUCCAAGGCGCGACAAAUCCACAUUAUUUACCCGACAGAGCCAUAUCAUGGUUGUGUCUGCAAAAGGGAAAGCAAAAAUUUUCGGGAAGUGUUAUGUGAUCUAUGCACCAAGUGGGAGCAAAAUCUUAAGAAAAUCUGAGUUUCGCAUUUGUGGUACCUUGUGAACUAAAAAUACUAGCUGUUCGUUUUCACAGUAAGAGAGAGAAAACACAAUUCUUUCCAGGAUAUCUAUCUCAUGCCAGACCACACUACUUGUCGCGAGCCGAGCACAAAGAUCAACGGUACAACCGGCUCGUCCCAUAUACGGUAUUCCUCCCGAGACAGCAUAGGUUUAGCUCGAAUUUUUUCGACGUUGAUUCCUCAAGUUUUUCCGGGCUAGCGGGCCACUGGAGACGAGCGAACAAUGACGAUGAAGAUGUAAGUGAAUACGCAAAGUUUUAACGGAUAUUUUAGCAGCCACUGCGAUUUGGAUGA